GCGCAGAUGAAGCCCAUGCACCUCUUGCUGCUGCGGUGGUAUCGGAAGAACCGCGAUAAGCCGUAUGCUCGUAUGGCGCUCGCAGUGCUUUUGUCCCGCUCUGUAGAGCGACCUCUGGUUCCCGACGUCCGCUUCAAACUCCUAGAGAUGAGCGACGCCGACGCUGUCCUUUCCUUUCGGUUCGAUGUCGACGGCAUUCAACGCCUGAGAACGCAACUUGGUAUCCCCCACGUCAUCGUAACGGUGGACCGGUUUCCAACGACGUACUACGACAUGAUGAGUACGUUCGGUCGUUCUCGUCCGCAACUCUGUCGGAUCUUUUACUACGUCGUGGAUCUGAUCUACAGGACAUGGUGGGAUAUCAUCUACUUUGCCAAGGUCGUCGACCGCCAGCGUAUCCAAGCGUACGCGGAGGCGAUUCAUCGCCGCGGCGCUCCGACCACAAAUGUCUUUGCGUUCGUCGACGGCACCAAGGUCCCGACGUGUCGUAUCUCGGCAGCCUCGGCACCAGAGCCCGACAUGAAUCUGCAACGGUUGAUCUACAGCGGCCACAAGCGUCGCCACUGCCUCGUUUACCAAGGCCUUACGGCCCCCGACGGGCUUUGCAUCCACGUGUACGGCCCCGUUGAAGGACGACGCCAUGACACGACGGUGAUGCGCUUCAGCAAGCUCCUCCAGUUCUUUGAAGGCCAAUCUCUGACGUUUGAAGAAGGCGCGGACGGCGAGGACGCGGAUGAAGAAGAGCGAGGUCAAAUCCGCACCGUCGAAGGCCGACCUCAAACGUUAAACGACUUCAUGAUCUACGGCGACCCGGCGUACGGGAUCUCCAACUGGGUCAUGGUCGGCUACAAGGGCAACAACGUCAACUGGCAAAAGAAGGAGUUCAACCGCAGCAUGAGCCAAGUGCGCCAGUCGGUCGAGUGGAACUUCGGUCGCAUGAAGACGCUAUGGGCAAGCCUCCAGUUCACACCGCAACAAAAGAUCAUGCUUAGUCCCGUCGGCAAGAUUGUCAAGGUCGCGAUGUUCCUCACUAACCUCAACUGCUGCUAUUACGGCGGUAAUCAAACCUCGGACUACUUUGGUCUGGUGCCUCCGACACUUGAAGAAUACUUGUCCCGUUAACGAUAUAAUGGACGAAAUUCAU
This is a messenger RNA of Saprolegnia diclina VS20, 1144 nucleotides long. RefSeq lists its product as hypothetical. The transcript is spliced from 2 exons. The coding region runs from base 7 to 1122 and encodes 371 amino acids. Lineage: Eukaryota; Oomycota; Saprolegniomycetes; Saprolegniales; Saprolegniaceae. The record is from RefSeq and is a predicted model, not a curated record.